UCUGAAAAAUAUCUGGAACAGAAACAGAAGCAUCACUUGAACUUUGAAUAUAGAGAAAAUGGACACCACUGCAUCCUUUAAAGCUUGGUCAACUUUUAUAGGGUUGUCCUCUAGCUCUACAACUGCAAAUUUGAAGCUCCCACCAACUCCAUUUCUCAAGCUGAAUACACCCAAUUUGAGUUAUUGUGGGAUCAUACAUCAUAAGCGACCCAAUUGGCCAAAGUCCUUGUCACUGCGCUCAAAAUCUGGGCUUGGUGGAGUUGGCCCUUUGGAAAUGGCAGAGGAUUGGAAUCGCACGGCUCUUCUUGUAAUCGACAUGCAGAAAGAUUUUAUAGAAGAUGGGGGUUCUCUGCUAGUAAAAGGAGGGAAAGACAUUGUCCCAAAUGUGAUUAAGGCUGUGGAAGUUUCCAGGCAGCGUGGAAUUCUCAUAGUUUGGGUAGUGCGUGAACAUGAUCCCUUAGGAAGAGAUGUUGAACUCUUUCGUCGGCAUCUAUAUGCAGCAGGGAAAGUUGGUCCAACAUCUAAAGGAAAUGUAGGUGCAGAAUUAGUUGAUGGGCUAGUAAUCAGAGAAGGGGAUUAUAAACUUGUGAAAACCAGGUUUAGUGCAUUCUUUGCUACACACCUUCAUUCAGUGCUUCAAGGAGCAGGAAUUAAUAGACUGGUGAUCACAGGUGUUCAAACUCCAAACUGUAUCAGGCAAACUGUCUACGAUGCCGUAGCAUUGGACUAUCAACCUGUAACUGUUAUUGUUGAUGCCACAGCGGCGGCCACACCUGAUAUUCAUCUUGCCAAUGUGUUUGACAUGAAAAAUAUUGGAGUCGCAACCCCAACAUUACAAGAAUGGAGCGAAUCCAAAGCUUGAUCUGCAUGGACCAUGCAGCUGUUUGCAUCCUGUUGGUGUUCAAUUCCAAGACUCAAAAGGUGUUGAUGUAUUUGGCAAUUCAAAAUGUAAAAUGAAGGGAAACUAUGUAUACUGCUUUACUUGGCUACUACAACAUAAAAUG
Molecule: messenger RNA, 1004 nt
Organism: Gastrolobium bilobum
Lineage: Eukaryota; Viridiplantae; Streptophyta; Magnoliopsida; Fabales; Fabaceae
Product: probable inactive nicotinamidase At3g16190
Exons: 6
Coding region: 59-862 (267 amino acids)
Source: RefSeq, a predicted model, not a curated record